Malassezia japonica is the source of this 1185-nucleotide messenger RNA. RefSeq names its product acetyl-CoA C-acyltransferase (gene ACAA2). The coding region runs from base 1 to 1185 and encodes 394 amino acids. The transcript has a single exon. Gene Ontology annotation, cellular component: mitochondrion. The record is from RefSeq and is a predicted model, not a curated record. Gene Ontology annotation, molecular function: acyltransferase activity, transferring groups other than amino-acyl groups. Lineage: Eukaryota; Fungi; Basidiomycota; Malasseziomycetes; Malasseziales; Malasseziaceae.
AUGACGAACGCAUUUAUUGUCGGCUCCAAGCGCACUGCCUUUGGCGCCUUUGGUGGCAAACUGAGCCAGCUUAAUGCUGCUCAGCUUGGUGGCUAUGCUGCCAAGGCUGCCCUCGCGCAAAUUAAGCCGAACACUCCGGUCGACUCGACCGUCUUCGGUUUGGUGACGCACUCGGACUCGACGGCACCCUACCUUUCUCGCCACGUCGGCCACUACGCUGGUGUCCCGAUCACCACCCCAGCCCUUACCGUCAACCGUCUGUGUGGCAGUGGCUUCCAGGCCGUGAUCAACGCCUGCCAGGAGAUUAACAGUGGCGACUCCCAAGUCGUCCUCACUGGUGGUACCGAAAACAUGAGCAUGUCUCCCUACACCCUGAGCGGCGUUCGUUUCGGCAACACUCGCUACGGUGUGGACCUCAAGCUCGUUGACAGCCUUGCUGUCUCGCUCGUCGACCAGGUUCCGGUCCCCACCCCCAUGGGUAUCACCGCCGAGAACCUCGCUGAGAAGUACGGCAUUACCCGUGAGCAGUGCGAUGAGUACGCUCUCCAGUCCCAGACCCGCUGGGCUGAGGCCCAGAAGGCUGGUGCCUUCAAGGACGAGAUUGUCCCGGUCGAGGUCAAGGUCAAGAAGGACACUGUCGUGUUCGACACGGACGAGCACGCCCGCCCCCAGACCACCAUGCAAUCGCUCGCUAAGCUUCCCCCGGUCUUCAAGAAGGACGGUACUGUGACUGCGGGUAACGCCUCCGGUAUCUGCGAUGGUGCUGCUGCCAACGUCGUUGCCAGCGAAGACGCUCUGUGGAAGCAUGACCUUAAGCCUCUUGCCCGCAUCGCCGGCUACGGUGUGACGGCCUGCGAACCCUCGAUCAUGGGUAUUGGCCCCGUCGCCGCCUCGAAGCUUGCUCUCGAGCGUGCUGGCCUGAAGAUGUCCGACAUGGACCUGAUUGAGGUCAACGAGGCCUUCGCUGCCCAGUUCCUCGCUGUCCAGAAGGAGCUCGAGCUCCCCAACGACAAGACCAACGUCAACGGUGGUGCUAUUGCCCUGGGUCACCCCCUGGGUGCCAGCGGUGCCCGCAUCCUGUCCAACCUGACGUACAACCUGCACCGCCUUGACAAGAAGUACGCCCUUGGUGCCGCCUGCAUUGGUGGUGGUCAGGGUAUUGCUGUUGUCCUUGAGCGCGUGUAA